Molecule: messenger RNA, 231 nt
Organism: Paramecium primaurelia
Lineage: Eukaryota; Ciliophora; Oligohymenophorea; Peniculida; Parameciidae
Source: the annotation of a GenBank genome assembly
AUGAUUUAAUUUCGUGAUACAUUAAAAAACACUUUAUAAAUAUCUCCUAAAUAAUCUCUUUACUUUCAUAUUGGAAAUUAAUUGUUGCCUGAAGGUUUAAUAAAUUGAAUGCUAUUCUUAGAUAUUAAAUUGGUAGAUAUUUACGAGAAAAAGAAGGAUCCUGAAGAUGGAUUCUUAUACAUAACUUACUCUGAUUUAGAGGUUUUUGGAUUCAUGUCAUAAAUGAAAUGA